This is a messenger RNA of Panthera uncia (snow leopard), 9770 nucleotides long. RefSeq names its product BTB domain containing 8 (gene BTBD8). NCBI's taxonomy places the organism in Eukaryota, Metazoa, Chordata, Mammalia, Carnivora, Felidae. Bases 194 to 5593 code for a protein of 1799 amino acids. The transcript has 18 exons. The record is from RefSeq and is a predicted model, not a curated record. Gene Ontology annotation, cellular component: synaptic vesicle; neuron projection terminus. Gene Ontology annotation, molecular function: protein binding.
UCUGAGAAUGCCCUAGAGAGCUGUACGGCCGCUGUAGGGGACCGUGUGCAAACAGACCAGAGGCUUCAACCUUUCCCUGCGGGGCGGAUUCGGGUAGGAGAGGAGCGUUGGGUCGGAAACGCCCCUUUCUUCCACAGCCGGGAAUUGAGAGCCAGUACUGGGCCUGCGGGGCGCCGCCUUACCUUUGUGGGACAUGGCCCGCUGUGGGGAGGGGAGCGCGACGCCCGUGGUACUUCUGAGGUCCCCUGGAGUUUGCAGUAAGGGGUUGCAAAAGAAGGGGCCCUGUGAGCGGCGCCGACUGAAGGCGGUGAUAUCGGAGCAGCUCAGCCAGGAUCUGCUCAGGCUCCUAACGGAAGAAAUCCAUACAGAUGUUAUUUUCUCCAUAGGUUAUACUUUGUUCAAAGCACACAAAGCAGUCCUUUUAGCAAGGGUUCCUGACUUCUAUUUUCAUACUAUUGGACAGACAUCAGAUAAUUUAACAAAUCAUGAGCCUGUUGUUGUAGAGAACUUUGAAACUUCAGAAUUUAGAACAUUUUUACAGGUUGUAUAUUCAUCAGACAGAAACAUAAGAAACUAUGAAGAAGAAAUUGUUAGGAAAAAGAUAGUGGUGAGGGGAGUGCCACAAAAGAAAUGUGACUUCAGCUUUGGAAUCUGCACUGACAACGAUGGAAGAUCAUCUGUAGAGUCAUCUGAUUGUUCUCUUCAGAAGCAUGAAGUUCCAGAGGAUGUCGAUGUUGGAGUACAUAAUUUAAUUUCUACUGUUUUGUUUUUCUCUUUUAAAGAUAAUUAUGACUUGGAUCCUGCAUCUGAAUUAGGAGAAGAUUUAUUGAAACUAUACGUGAAACAUUGUUGCCCAGAUAUUGAUAUUUAUGUUGAUGGAAAAAAUUUUAAAGCUCACAGAGCCAUUUUAAGUGCCAGAUCCAGUUAUUUUGCUGCAAUGCUGAGUGGCUGCUGGGCUGAAAGCUCCCAAAAGUGUAUUACUCUUCAAGGUAUAAACCAUGUAGAAAUGAAUGUUAUGAUGCAUUUUAUAUAUGGAGGAACUUUGGACUUUCCAGAGAAAACUAAUGUUGGUCAGAUACUCAAUAUGGCUGAUAUGUAUGGACUAGAAGGAUUAAAAGAAGUAGCAAUCUAUAUUUUAAGAAGAGAUUACUGUAAUUUCUUUCAGAAGCCUAUUCCCAGAACGUUGGCGUCUGUAUUAGAAUGCCUGAUUAUUGCUCAUUCAGUUGGAGUGGACAGUCUUUUUGCUGACUGCAUGAAGUGGAUUGUAAAGCAUUUUGCAAGGUUUUGGUCUGAGAGAAGUUUUGCAAAUGUACCUCCUGAGAUUCAGAAAAGUUGUCUUAACAUGUUGAUUCAGUCUUUAAAUGAUAAGAAUGCUGCUUUUCUUCUGAUGGAAAGUGACAGGCUAAUCAUCAGUUUACCCAGAGUGAAGUGGACAGAAGUAGCCCUGACUAUGGCAUCUCGGCUGCAAGAAGAAUGUAUUGCAUUUAUUAUAGAAAACUUCUCCAAGAUCAUUCACAGUGAAAAUUUUUCUCUUCUCUUACAGUCACAAGCAAUGAGCAGCACAGCUGAUCUGUUGGACAAAAUUUUAAAAGCAAUUGAAGAAAGCAUUACCACUGAGAAUAGCUGCUCUCUUCUUAUGGCUCUGGACACGUUACUGAACUCUGACAGUACAAAGGAAAUGGGUUUUACGUGCAAGAUCCAGGCUCUGCGUGAUAAGCUGUGGAUCUUCCUGGUUCAGUCUUUCUAUGCUGUUCGUCAUACAGAAAGCUGGAAGCUGAUGAGCACAGAUGAUCAACAGAAAAUCCAAGCAGCUGCAUUUGACAAAGGUGAUGAUCGAAGACUUGGCAAAAAGCCUGUUUUCAGUAGCUCUCAGCAAAGGAGACAAGCUUCUGACUCUGAUGUUAUAAGUAACAAAUCGUGGAGAGGAAAUACCAAGAAGGAGUGUUGGAGUUAUCCCUCUAGUAAGCAAAAGAUGAAAUCUGAUGGAUUAGGAGCAUCUGGACAUUCAUCAAGUUCUAACAGAAAUACUAUAAAUAAAACUUUGAAGCAUGAUGAUUUAAAGGAAAAGGGUGGUACAAAAACAGCAUCCAAGGUUACAAAAGAACUUAAAACUGGGGGAAAAAAUGUUUCUGGAAAGCCCAAAGCUAUAAUAAAGUCCCAAACAGAAAACGGUGAUAAUGCAAAGUCAGCAAACAUGUCGCCUAGACAAGCUGUGGAAAGAUCAGCAGCAGUGGCAGCAAAUGGACAGAAAAAUUCAUUAAAUGGGAAAGGAGUAAGAAAUCAGGAAGGGCACAUUACCGGCGCCAGACCCAAGGUACUCACUGGAAACUUAAAUGCGCAAGCCAAAGCAAAGCCUCUGAAGAAAGUGACAGGAAAGGAUUCUCCAUGCCUCAGCAUCACAGGGCCCUCCAGCAGAUCUACAAAUUCAAGUAUGGAAUUAUUGAAUUCCACUGAAUGUCUGGAUGAACCAAAAGAAAAUGGAUCAGUAGGAGAAGAGAAGCCUUCUAGUGAGAAACUGUCCUGUUGUGAAUCUCCAGGACAGACCAUGAAAAACAGUGUGGAAAGUAUCAAAACUUCUACUGUAGCAGUAAAAUCUCGACCUGUUUCAAAAGUUACCAAUGGAACUUCAAAUAAAAAAAGCAUUCACGAAGAAACUAGUAUAAAUAACAGUGCACUAAAGAAGGUCACUAACAAAGGAUACAGUGAUCCAGUACCACAGGCAAUUUUAAAGAAAAGAGGAAAUGGCAGUGGAUGUACUACAGCUCAACAGAGAAUAAAAAAUGCCUCAUCUAAUCUUGCUAAAACUCAAGGAUCUCAAGGAGAGUCACCAACUUCAGUAAAAUCUUCAGUCUCUUCAAGGCAGUCUGAUGAAAAUUUGACAAAAUUGGACCACAGUACAACUACAGAUAAACAAACACCUAAGAAAAAAAUUGUCAAGCAAGGACACACACCUUUGCCUAAGGUUAAUGCAAAAAUAGUGGCAAUGCCUAAAAACUUAAAUCAGUCUAAGAAAGGUGAAGCUUUGAAUAAUAAAGAUGCAAAACAGAAAAUGCUUCCUGGACAGAUUACAUUGAAAACUCAGCCUUCUUCUCAAAGACCUUUAAAAAGUGAAACAUGUGUUGUCCAAAAAAGCAUGCUUCAUGAUGUACAUGAUAGUAAAAACAAGGACAAUAUUUCUGAACAGAAGCCUCGUGAACCGCUAAUUAAUCUCGCAUUAGAAAUCAGCAGUACAGAAGCAUUCCAGUCAUCAUGCAUACCUGACCCACAAAAGCCAUUAAACAAUCAAGGGAAAGAGAAAUUAGAAUGCCAAAGUAUUUCAGAUUUGGAAAAAUCAAAAUGUGAACCGGAAUCAAAACAGAUAUGUUCAGAUAAAAGUGAAACAAAAUUUUCCAGCAAAGAAACACAUCAGCACAAGACAGCUAAAAUAUAUUGUCAUUCUGAUGGGAGUGAUAAUGUAGAUCCAAAAUUUUAUAACACCACUGCCCUAAAAUCCACGAUUUCAGAUCCCAGUGUAAACUCCCUGAACUCUCAUCCAGUUUGUGAUUUAGACUCUGCAGAUGCAGAGCAAAGGCCUUCAGUAUCAGAUAGAGAGAAGCAAGAAGUGAGAAAAGAUACAAACAAAAAAUUAAACAUUAAAUGUGACAAAGAUGUUUUACCGUGUGUUCCUGAAAGGACAAAUGGUACCUUAAAUUCUGUCCAAGAUGACAGGAAAUCUAAAAUUCUUGUUGAAGAACAGACAGUUCCUAGUCACUUGUCUGAUGACUCUGCUAUGAGUGAAAUCAAACAUGCUACAGCAGACUCAGAUAUUUCCUCCAAGUCUGUUUUGGAACAAAUAUCAGGAAAAACUUCUCCUAAAGAUAUGGAAACAACAGAAACUCCAGAGAGCCAUGAAACUCCAGAAGUUCCAUUCAUGAGUCAUUGGAAUUUGAGUACCAGUGGUAUGCAUCAGAGAGAGAGUCCUGAAUCUGACACUGGCAGUGCUACCACAUCCUCUGAUGACAUAAAGCCCAGAUCUGAAGACUAUGAUGCUGGAGGGUCUCAGGAUGAUGACGGGUCCAAUGACAGAGGUAUUUCUAAAUGUGGCACAAUGCUGUGCCAUGAUUUUCUUGGGAGAAGUAGCAGUGAUACCAGUACUCCUGAAGAAUUAAAAAUAUACGAUAGUAACUUAAGAAUUGAAGUGAAAAUGAAAAAGCAAAGUAGUAAUGAUCUUUUCCAAAUUAAUUCAACAAGCGAUGAUGAGAUUCCUAGGAAAAGGCCAGAAAUUUGGUCUAGAUCUACAGUAGUCUACCCUAGGGAAAAAGAAAAUGUUCUACGAGGCAGUGUCCAGUUUGCUCAGGAAGUAGAUCAGGUUUCUUCCUCGGCAGAUGAAACAGAAGAUGAAAGAUCCGAAGCUGAAAAUGUUGGAGAAAGUUUCUCUACAUCUAACUCAGCUCCUCAGCAGUUUCAGGGAAUAAUUAAUUUAGCUUUUGAAGAUGCAACAGAAAAUGAAAGUCACGAGUUUUCUGCAACUAAAAAUUUUAAAAGAUCCGUUUUACUUUCAGUAGAUGAAUGUGAAGAACUAGGAUCUGAUGAAGGGGAAGUCCAUACUCCUUUUCAGCCUUCUAUAGAUUCUCUGUCACCUGAUGUUUUUGAUGGCAUUUCUCAUGAACAUCAUGGAAGGACCUGCUAUUCCAGGUACUCACAAGGAAGUGAGGGUAGUAUUUCAGAAUGUAAACAAGAUAAAGGCAAUAGUGUAUAUAAAAACGAAAGCUCUCUCUUGGGUCGCAGUAGUACUGACUCAUUGAGAAGAGAUAAACAGAGUACUUCAGCCACAGGAAAAAAGUACACAGUAGAUGUCCUGUCCAAAAGAGGUAGACAGCUUCUUCCAGAAGAUAGAAAGGUAAAUUGCAAAAGCGAUGUGGAUAAUGACUUUCAGCAACGCAGCAAACUCUCAGAUAGUGAUAUAAAAUCUCAAGAAAGACCAUGUCAUUUGGAGCUUCAUCAAAGAGAACCCAAUUCUGACAUACCAAAGAACAGCUCUACAAAAUUUCUGGACUCCUGUCGGAGUCAACUUCUGCCUCAGGAAGGUCAAGUAAAAGAGAACCAUUCUACAGCUACCAAAAGAGCUAAUAUUGCUUUAUCUGCAGGAUACAUAGAUGAUUGUGACACACUGGCACAAACCUACAUGUAUGACCAUCGGCCUUCAAAAACCCUCUCUCCAAUAUAUGAGAUGGAUGUAGUAGAAGCAUUUGAGCAGAAAAUGGAAUCAGAAACACAUGUUACAGACAUGGAUUUUGAAGAUGAUCAGCACUUUGCAGAACAAGAUUGGACACUCUUAAAGCAACUGCUGUCUGAACAGGAUUCAAACUUAAAUAUUACGAAUUCUGUUCCUGAAGACUUAAAUUUAGCACAGUAUCUAAUCAAUCAGACAUUACUUUUAGCACGAGACAGCUCAAAACCUCAGGGUAAAGCACAUGUUGACACUUUGAACAGAUGGAGUGAACUAACCUCUCCACUUGAUUCCUCAGCAAGUAUCACCAUGGCUAGUUUUUCCUCUGAAGAUUGUUCACCCCAAGGGGAAUGGACAAUUCUAGAACUGGAAACUCAGCAUUAAGAGUAUUAACACUUUGGAAAAUUUUUAACAAUGCCCCCCCUUUAUUUUUGAUGCUUAUAUCCUAAUAAUAAUUGCAUUAGCCAGAGAUAGACUGUCCUUAAUAAUGAAGGAGUCUUUCUAAUUUAUUAAGGUAACAUAGUUUGUUUAUUAAUAUGAUAUCACAUGUAGAAAAAAGAUGGUUUUCUAAAAUUUUUGAGCAUGUUUUAUUAAUUAUUAGAGAAAUUAGUGGACUUACAACGAGCCCUUCAGUUGUCCUUUCCUAACUGAUCAUUUGUUCACUUGUUUAUAAUUCAAGAAUUUAAAAUGUGAAUGCACAAGUAGAUCAGUCCAUUUACUUUUUGCUCUGCAUAUGGUAACAGUAAUUUAACAAUAAAAAACCUAUUGUGCUUGUGUUCAAUUUAUGUAGAGUUAAUCAGUGAGUAACAUUCAAACUCAGGUUUGUGUGAUUGACCCUGACAGGUGAAUAUUAGAAAAACCCUUCAUUUUCCCAACAGUGCAGAUCCAGGAAAUUGUGAAAUACAUGUACCUCAAAUUUCAAUCACAUUGUUACUAAAACCGAGAAAUGGAAUCCCUUGUAACUCUUUUUGAGGUAUAUCCAAAAAGAGAUAUCUGCCCUCGUUCAAAAGAGGUGGGAAAACUGUCCAUUUGUUUUACCUAGAUAGACUUUCUUUAUAGUUAAUCGCUCUUCAUUUUCCAUUCCACUUACAGAUAUUUUGGGACUGUCCCAGCAAUAAGCGUGCACUAAAUAUUAAUUUUAAAAUGGGUACAUGAGGGGGACGCCUGCUUGGCUCAGUCGGUUUAGCGUCCGACUCUUGAUUUCAGCUCAGGUCAUGAUCUCACAGUUUGUGAAGCCUUUGUUGGGAUCUGUGCAUGAGUGAAGAGCCUGCUUGGGAUUCUGUCUCUCCCUCUCUGCCCCUCCCCCACUCUGUCUCUCUCUUCUCUCUCAAAAUAAAUAAACUUAAGGGCGCCUGGGUGGCUCAGUUGGUUAAGCGGCCGACUUCGGCUCAGGUCAUGAUCUUGCGGUCCGUGAGUUCGCGCCCCGCGUCGGGCUCUGUGCUGACAGCUCAGAGCCUGGAGCCUGUUUCAGAUUCUGUGACUCCCUCUCUCUCUGACCCUCCCCCGUUCAUACUCUGUCUCUCUCUGUCUCAAAAAUAAAUAAACGUUAAAAAAAAUUUUUUUUAAUAAAUAAACUUAAAAAAAAUAAAACAGGUACACGAGGCAAUUGAGUACUGAGUUAAACUGCAUGUGUGUGUAUAUGGGCACAUACACGCAUGUAUGUUUUCUCCACGUGUCUAUAUAUUCUAGAUUCUUACUUCCUUGAUUAGAUUGUCUUUCAGUCUGUAAUUCUGGUAGCAAGACAAAGAUAAAAAUAUCUUCUACAAAAUGGUACUGGAGAAUGAACACUUGGAUACCUACUUGAUAUUAGUAGACACUGCCUUUAGGAUGAUGAAAUUUAGUGGAGUUAACUUCUCUCAAAGCUAUGUAACUAACUCAUAAUUUCUCUAAAAUAUGUCAAAAGUAGGAAAAACAGUUUUGGUUUCUAAUUCCUUUUCUAAAUAAUGGUUUUCAACAAAUUAUUAAACAUAGAGUGAAUAUAUUGAAUAUCAACAAUCAUAUGAAUGCACAGUCAUUUGUUAUUCUUAUAUAAUAACAUGACUAUGUUAACGUUAGCCACUAACCUGUUAUACCAUAAAUUUGCUAUGCCUUUUUAAACUACAAGUUCUGCAGGAGGCACUCAUUCAUUCCAACAGUCAAGAAAUAGGCAUUGGUUCUAUGCACUGAGGUACAAAGAUAAAUAGGGUUCGAUUCCUGCUCCCCACCCAAAAAAAGAGAGUUCAGUUUCUAGUGAGGAGAAAAACCAUGUAAGAGAAAGGUUAAAAUAUAGUAGUAUUAUAAGAACGUUGUAUUUUCAAGCUGGAUGAGAAUUUAGAGAUUAGUCUAAUCCCUUCAGAUUCCAAAAAGGACUCUGAAGUCCAGAGGAAUUAAAAGAUUGCCCAAGGUCCCACAGCUGAUUUGUGGCUACAAUCUAAUAUUCCUUAAUUUUAAUUUGAUGUUAUUUCUGCCACACAACAUAGUCAUUUGAUUUUUAUCAUAAAGCCUGAGAGGAUGUAUAUCUAUACGUAGUUUGUAACAUAAAGAAGUAAUGUAUGAUAGAGUCAGAAACCAUACAAAUUCCCAAGACAUUAUGUUAUUUUCCUUUUCUCCAAAUGAGAAAUUACUUUUAUGUGUUAUUUUUAAUAAAUACCUCAGAAGUUCAACAAUUUAUAAAUGAAACUUCUUUCUCAGUUAUAAGGUCUUUAAAACUUUGUUCUUAAACUACUAGACAUUAAAAAGCCAUUCAAUUUCAUGUAACAUCUGCAAACAGGUAAUAGGGAAGGCAUUUUGCUUAAGUAGUGACCUCUUAGGUAAUUUCAGGACAUGUGUGUUUUCUUAUCAUGCUCUUUUGUGUAUGAUAUCUCUACCAGUCUGUUUACUGUGGGACUCUUCGGGCUAGUACUUCAUGAUUUAACAAACACAAAGCGAAAAAUGAUGCUAACAUUUAUUUAGCUCCUAUUAUAUGUUAGAUACCGUGCUAAGUGUUUUAAAUAUGCACUAACACAUUUAAUUCUCACAGCAGUUCUAUGAGAUUUGUCUUAUCAUCUUUAUUUUUCACAUGAAGAAACUAAUAUAGAGUCCUUACUCUGGAUUAACUACCCUAAUGGAAGAAACUAAAAGAGAAAUAAUACACUAUACUAUUGUUUGGUAAGAUAACAGUUGUAUAUGGUCAGAGUUGUGUGAGCCUAGAGGAAGAAGCCAUGAACACAACAGCUUGUGAGGAAGAGAUUAGAGAAAGCUUCUUAGAGCAACUAAUAUUCCGUGACUCCUUCAGAAUUUCUAUAAAGGGCUUAGUGACUGCAAUCUAGUUGGAAGUGUAGGCCAGGGGACUUAGCUUGAAGCUGCACUUGUAUAGAAAGUACUUCGCUUGUACUUAGAUUGUAUGUUAUAUAUUGAUAAAAAUAGGUAUGUUCUUAAAGGAUGCCUUUGUACAUAGUUGGAAAUUGCAAAAAGUCCCAAUUGUCCAUGCCAAAAACAAGAAAAUCUUAUUUUUAUUUUGAUUUGGCUUGCUUUGGAGGACUGGUAAAGAUUAUGUAAACAAUUUAAAGCCCCUUUAUACCAUCUCUUGGAGCAAUCAAGUAACCAGAUGCUGGCUUUCAAGGAUGAGUAAGAAUUUGCUUGGUGAUAGGGCAUUCUGGACACAACAGUGCAUUAAGGAAUGGUGACCAUGAUGUGUGUUGAGGAUGGGGAGGAAGAGUGGUAGGAAAGGCUGAGCUGGAGUUAGAUUCUUAAAGUUAUUAAAAAACUACGCUAUUGUGUUUGAUUAGUCCAAACCCUGGAUUUAGUAGACAUUAUGUCUCCCUCCAUGGUGCAUUCCUUUAUUUACUUAUUUUUCUAACAACGAUUUCUUUUUUUUUUUUUCUUCAAGUUUAUUUAUUUUGAGAGAGAGAGACAGAGAAAGAGAGAAUCCCAACCAGGCUUAGCACUGUCAGCUUGCAUCCAGAUGUGGGGCUCUAACGCAUGAAGAGUGAAAUCAUGACCUGAACUGAAAUCAAGAGUCAGACGCUUAACCACUGAGCCACCCAGGCAUCCCGUUUUAUUUAUUUUUGACUCUAAAUAGAAAAGCUUUCCAUGUUUUGAGGAAAUAACCACCUACAAUCACAAUGGGUAGUUAUCAACGUUGUUUUUUAAGGAGUUAGGCAACAAAGCCAGGUGUGUUUCAGAAAGAUAACUGUCAGCACUAGUGAAGACGGCCUGGUUUGGAGAAGCCCCCAAAUCCCAGGUUGCAAUUAAAAUAGUUUUGUCAACCUUAGAAAUGGGGAACGGAGGAGGAUUUGGUAACAAAGACAUUACAGAUUGUGGCUAUAGAACUUGGUAGAUAAUUAAGAUGGUGGGAGAAUAUGGAAAGGAAUUUUAUAAUUGCUAUCAAAAAUAGCAUUUAUUCCACACAUAUUUGAGGGCCUACGAUAUUCCGAGAACUAUGCUAGUGCUGAGGAUAAAAAGAUGAAUAGCAUAGUAUCUGUCCUAGAGCAUCUCAGUUUAGUGAGGGAGAGAUUGAACAAAAAUUAUGAAAUUGUAAUGUUAAAUGUCAUAAUAAGGUUCUGUAUAAAGUGUAGUCAGUGCAUAAAGGAAAGGGAAAUAA